AUGGGCUCCCGGCUGAGCCGGCGGAGCGGCGCGGAGGCGACGGCCGUCCCCGCCCGCUCCCGGCGGUCCCUCCGCGGCAGGAGCCGCCCGGAGGAGCGGCCGCGGCGCCCCGGCCCGGACUGCCGGCUGCUGCUCGACGCGGAGAAGCUGCCGGCGGGGCCGCGCAAGAGCCGCCCGGCGGCGCCCUACGUGCGGCGGGUGGGCUGGCUCCGCGAGAUCCAGGCCACCCUCCGCGAGCGCCGGCACGAGCGGGCGGGGCAGCUCCUGCGGCUGCUGCGGAAGGACCUUGGCCUGGAGGGGACAUUCCUCAAUGACGUGCUCUACAAGAAGGCCACCUUCCUCAACCUGGUGGACCCCAUCUCCCACGACCUCCUGAUGACCCUGGCCAGAGACCUGGAGUGCCCCAAAAAGGAAUACGAUCCGUGGAAAUCCUCCGACCGGAUCUGCCGGCAGCUGAUCUACCACUUGACUCCACAUUCCAAAUGGCAUCGGUCUGGGCUGCCCCAUCGCAAUUCCCACAGCAGCCUGAAGUGGAGCCUGUACAAGAAGCCCAGCCAAGACGCCGUCGAUCUCUCUGGGGUCCCUCUCUCCACACGUGACAUCCAGCAUCUGGCCAGCUACCUGCAGAACAGCGGUGACCACCUUUUCACCAUAGACCUGAGUUUCACCGACCUGAAGGAUGAGGAGAUGUGCUUCCUGAUGCCUUUCCUGUGGUCGUUGCCCAGCCUCACCCACCUCUCCCUUAAUGGGAACCACCUGACCCAAGCCACUGUGAAGGACCUCACCGACGCCAUGAAGGACAUGGCUAAGUUCCCCUCCUUAGCCUGGAUCGAUCUGGGCAACAACGUGGACGUCUCCUCCAUGCCGCAGCCUCUGCUUGUUGGCCUGCGGAAGCGGCUCAGCCAGCAGACCACCCUGCCCACCAUUUAUGAGUCCUUGGACUGCGCUUCUGAGGCAUCCAGUGGGCCUGAGACCAGCUUGCUGGAGGAGGAGGAGGAGGAGGAGGGGGAGGAGGAGGAGGAGUUGUUGCUGCAAGGGGAAGAGAAUAUCCCGCCAGUGGCCAAGCGCCACUUCCGCCAACAGUCAUGUGAAAGAUGACUGGACAUGGAGGUGUCCUCUGGAAGACUAAAGCCACGCCUGUGGAAGCUCUGAUGGAAGAGAGGCCGCACCAGGCCUCAUCCGCCCACUUCCUUGAGCCUUUCCAAUCCUGACUUGGUCCCCUUGCCCCAUCCUCUUCCUCCUAGUCGGGCUUUCUCAAAUGCACCAAACCAGGCUAGUCACUUACCAUGAUGCCGCAAACCUGGCGAGCUAGAGAAAAGGAGACCAUCUGGAGAUGCAGGUGGGCAAUUGCUGUUGUGGGGAGGCGCAUGGAGCAAGCCCCAGAGCCAUCCUUUCCCAGAUGUGCCGGGUCCACAGGUCCAGAGAGCCGUGUGACAGUGGCAUGGAAAGACUGGAUGGGGGCCGAGACGGCACCAGGAUGGCACAGCCUGCCUCCUCCCCCUCUUCCCCUCCGAACAAAGGGUGGCGGAAUGUGAGGCAUGCGGUAUCUGCAGCCCAGACAUGUGACCGGUGGCACUGCAGGGAUCGAGGGGAGCUGAAGUGGGUUGCACAGGUGUUUGUUGGGGGGGGGCUGUUUGGAGCAUCCCUUUCCCCACUAGUGUUUCUGCUCUUUGGGCUGCUUCGUGGACGUCUGCAUUCCAACGCCUCAGGGCUUUCUGGUCUCAGUCAGGCAGUGAUGGGGGCCCUGCCUUAGGCCCAGGAUGAAACAGUAACCUGGGCAAGUCCAAUUCAGCAGAAAAACCUUGUAGUGUGUGAUAGUAAAUGACUUUCCUGGAGAGGAUGAAAACAUUGGUCAGCACUUCGUUGGGCAAUCAUGGGGAGUUGCAGAAGCAUCGUGCUCUCUGGAGACACCUGUUGAGAUGUUCCUGACCUGUUUCUUCAUAAUGGGGGUUCCCCUGCUUUGCCACCACUUGUCAUUUCCCUCAGAAGGAAGAAUGUGCACAUUUUCAGCUGUGCCUCAUGGCCAGGGGGGCUGGAGUGCUUUUCUCAUCGUCCAAUACAGAGAUGCUUGUAUUUAAUGUCCCUGGCAAGGCCGGUGAUGUUCCUUCAUGGAGAAAUUGGCUCUCCUCAGUUUAAUUACAGAAAAAGCCUCCCCCUCAUCAAUUUAGGGCGUACAAAACAGUGAUGACAUCUAAGCCACAGCUGAAAGGUCAGAGUUAGACAUGAGGCUGCUAAGCCAUUAAUAAGUGGGUUUGCAGAAUGCAUCACUCGAUUAGGGUUUAACUUCUGUGGCUCAGACUGAGAAAACCAGACACUCUGAAGAAUCUUUUAAGACGACAAAAACUCCCAAGAACUUGACCACUGAUGAUGAUCCAAAGCAUCCAGCCUUUCCCAGUUUCAAAGCGUGGCCAUUUAUGUGCACCUUUGGGUUUCAUUCCAUACAAGCCCCUUUUUCAGAACCCAAAUCCUGUACAGAUAAAAACUUAAGAUGUAAAUAAAUCCCCCCCCCCAAAUGCAGUCCCCUAAGCCUUGGGCAGCCACUCUUGAACACCUGAGAGGAAAGGCGGCCCACUUAUUAGAAGCCUCUGAUAACCAAAGCUAAGACUUCUGCUGGUAAGACUUGCAGGCUUUGCAAUGAAGCAGCUCUCUGGUUGAGAGACCCCCAGGCAGCAGAGGAAAGAUUGUCAAAGUGGAUUGAGAGGGCAAGAUCACUGGUCAUCUUCAAUCGGAGGGAGUCAAACCUUUUCUCAGUAUGUAAUAUGAUACUUUCCCUUACAAUAAAAUUCCCAAUUCUGGUCCAAAAGGUUUUGUUAAUCUCUUGAGACCAAACCAAACACAUCAUCCUCUACUUCAGGGGUCCCCAACCCCUGGUCCGUGGACCAGUACCGGGCCACGGCAUGCCAGCAACUGGUCCGCACAAACAAGCAAAGCCCCAUCCACAGGAUGCAGGCAGCACACAAAACCAGGCCCACUCCGGUCCACGCAAAAACCUCUCUCCACAGAACCGGUCCCGGGUGCCCAAAAGGUUGGGGACCUCUGCUUUAUUUAACUCUCCAAAUCCACCAUUGCAUGCUCAAAGAUAAAUUAAAAUUUUAGAGGCAUAUGAGUGAACACAAGUAUAAAGAUACUUGCUAGAUAAACAUUUUAAAACUUUAUUCUGCAUUUUGCAGAUAAGGAGAAAAAAAUAUCAAAACUUAAAACUUUUAAGUAAGCACUAAUAAGAGCUCUUAUACCUUGCCAUGGUUUAGAUUUUAUGGACCUGUGUUUCUAUUUUAUGCAUUACCCAGAGACCUGGAUUUACUGAUUAAUUCAAAGUACAAUAAAUUAUUUUAAAAAUCAAA
Messenger RNA from Crotalus tigris (Tiger rattlesnake), 3341 nucleotides. RefSeq names its product leucine rich repeat containing 75B (gene LRRC75B). The transcript is spliced from 4 exons. The coding region runs from base 1 to 1098 and encodes 365 amino acids. NCBI's taxonomy places the organism in Eukaryota, Metazoa, Chordata, Lepidosauria, Squamata, Viperidae. The record is from RefSeq and is a predicted model, not a curated record.